Messenger RNA from Ostreobium quekettii, 2487 nucleotides. The record is from the annotation of a GenBank genome assembly. NCBI's taxonomy places the organism in Eukaryota, Viridiplantae, Chlorophyta, Ulvophyceae, Bryopsidales, Ostreobiaceae.
AUGGGCAAGACGGGCAAGGGCACGGGAAGUUUCGGCCAGCGGCACAACAAGAGCCACACGCUGUGCCGCCGCUGUGGCCGCCGCUCCUUUCACAUCCAGAAGAAAAUAUGCGCCUCCUGCGGCUACCCGGGCAAGCGGAUGCGCAAGUACAACUGGAGCGCCAAGGCCAAGCGCCGGAGGACGACGGGCACGGGGAGGAUGCGGCACCUGAGGCACGUGUACAAGCGCUUCAGGCACCAGUUCAGGGAGGGGGAGAUGCACGCACCGGUGGGUGGCAAGAGGCGCGAGCGCAGCGCCAGCCGCGGGCGGCGGAAGGAUCGCGCCCGAGGCAAUCGCAGCGCCAGCGCCAGCGACGGGAGCAGCUCCAGCCCGUCGCGCUCCCCGAGGAGGGAACGGAAGGGGGAUGAUGCGGGAAAGAGGGGGGAGGGGGGGAUAGGAUCGGCCGGCGGGGUGGAGAAUGGGUCCCUGGUGGGAAAGGUGGCGCGGGAGCCGCUGUCGCUGGAGGAGCUGGUGAGGAAGCGAGAACAGCAGCAGAAGGAGGAGCAGAAGCCGAUGUUUUUGUCGAAGAAGCAGAGGGAGGAGCUGGCGCUGAAGCGGCGGCAGAGCGAGGUGGAGGGGCAGCGCGCCCGGGCGGAGGAGAUGAAGAAGGCACGGGAGGCGUACCUUGGUAACCUGGCACGACAGAGGGAGCUUGAAAGGAAGCGGGUAGAGGAAGAGCGUCGGCAGUUCCAGGAUGAGAGGGAGAGGGAGAAGGAGAAGGAGCUCAUCCGACAGCAAUACCUUGGGCAGGAAAAGGUCAAGAAGAGGGUGUUGAAGCCCAGCGAGAAGUUUAGGUUCAACUUUGACUGGGACGUUGGCGAUGACACGUCCAGGGACCUGAACCCCCUCUACAACACACCGCACGAUGCCCACCUGCUUUUUGGACGGGGCUUGAGAGCGGGCAUAGACCGGAGGGAGCAGAAGAAGGGUGCCGCACAGCAUGAAAAGGAGCUGCUGCAGAAGCUGCGCUCAGCUGCGGGCCUCAAGGAAACCAAGGAGAGCCGCAAGCUGGACAGGGAGCGUGAGAAGGCUGCCGACAAGUACGACGGCUUUGACAUGAAGACCGAGAAGCACUGGACGGAGAAGGACAAGGAGGAGAUGACAGAGCGCGACUGGCGGAUCUUCAAGGAAGAUUACAACAUAUCGUUCAAGGGGAGCGGUGCCACGCCUGCCCUGCCCAUCCGCACCUGGGAGGAGGCCCACCUGCCCAAGCCGCUGAUGAAGGCGGUCGUAAAGGCCGGCUUCAAGAAGCCCACGCCCAUCCAGAUGGCAGCCAUGCCAGUUGGGAUACAGGGCAGGGACAUGAUAGGGAUCGCAGAGACUGGUUCGGGCAAGACUGCGGCAUUUGUGAUCCCGAUGCUGAUGUACAUCCAGGCCCAGCCUGUGAUGACAGAGGAGCUGGAGGCUGAGGGCCCGUACGCGGUCGUGCUGGCGCCGACGCGCGAGCUGGCCCAGCAGAUCGAGGAGGAGGCUGUUAAACUUGCACACUACACGAAGUACAGGAUGUGCUCCGUGGUGGGGGGGCAGCCGAUCGAGGACCAGGGGUACAAACUGCGCAAGGGGUGUGAGCUGGUGAUCGCCACGCCGGGGCGGCUGCUGGACUGCCUUGAGCGACGCUACGCAGUGCUCAACCAGUGCAACUAUGUGGUGCUGGACGAGGCAGAUCGGAUGAUAGACAUGGGUUUUGAGCCGCAGGUUGUGGGCGUCCUGGACGCCAUGCCAUCCACCAAUCUCCGCCCCGAGAACGAGGAGGCCGAGGGUGGCUCCCUCAAGUACCGCACCACCCACAUGUUCAGCGCCACGAUGCCCUCCGCCGUGGAGCGCCUUGCCAAAAAGUACCUGCGCCGGCCCGUGGUCAUCACCAUCGGCACCGCAGGCAAGGCCACGGACAACGUCUCCCAGCGCGUCAUCCCCUGCAAGGAGAACGAGAAGGAGCAUCGGCUAGAGCAGGAGAUGAGCAAGCUGCACGAGAAGCGCGCGAUCGUGUUCGUCAACACCAAGGCCAAGUGCGACGUGGUGUACAGGCGCCUGGAGGCCAUGGGCUACAGCUGCACGGUGCUGCACGGCGGCAAGACGCAGGAGCAGCGGGAGGCCAGCAUCAAGGGCUUCAGGGACGACGCCUACAACAUACUCAUCGCCACCGACGUGGCGGGCCGCGGGAUAGACGUGCCCGACGUCGCCCUGGUGAUCAACUACGACAUGCCCAACAACAUCGAAAUGUACACGCACAGGAUCGGACGGACCGGCCGCGCGGGCCGCAAGGGGGUGGCCAUCACCUUCUUGACGAUGGGCGAGGCCGAGCAGCCGGUGCUGUACGACCUGAAGAAGGUGCUGGAGGAGUGCGGUGUGAGCGUGCCGCCUGAGUUGGCGCGCCACCCCAAGGCGCAGGUCAAGCCGGGGACCAUAGAGCAGCGACCAAGGAGGAAGGAGCAGCUGUUCGCGGCGUGA